CGUCGUUGUCGAGUGAGUCGCCGAAUCUCACUUGACGUUCGCGUUUUACACUCGGUAAUCAACAAUCUCGCCAUUUGCUAACCAACUCGUUUCAAACUAUGCGUUCGUCGUACACGAUAGGCCGGUUGUGUUUGUGAACAGUUACGUUUCUUUGUCCGCGAAGGUUUUGUUCGUUCUAUUUGUGUCUGCGGAAUGCUCACUCCCGGCGUCUGCUGUUAGCUCUCGUCCUGUCUCUAGUCUGUGACCGCGGCAUGUGAACGUGUUGUCAGUUUCUCGGUAGUGUAGUGUUUUGUUUAUGUUGUGAUCAUGUCUCGCGUGUUUUCCGCUGUUCGUGUUGUGUUGUUUGUGUGUUUGUUGGAAGAGUUUGGCGUCUGGGCUCAACUGAAAGAUGGUGCGGAGUAUGGUAACCAUUGGGCCACCUACUACGAACAGCCUUGCUGUGCGACCAAACGACACGUUCGACAUCAUAAAGAUCAUGUACGCGAGUUUACGUGUGGCAAGAUGUACUACCGCACACUCUAUCUGGACGAGAAGAGAGAUGCUCUCUACGUCGGCGCCAUGGACCGAGUCUACAAGCUGAAUCUGAGCAACAUCAACCAAUCCAACUGUGAAAGAGAUUCCCUGACGUUAGAACCGAGCAGUGUGGCAAGCUGUGUGUCCAAAGGGAAGUCUGAACAUUUUGAGUGCAGAAAUCACAUCAGAGUGAUACAGCCAGUUGGAGAUGGAGCGAGAAUAUACGUUUGCGGAACGAAUGCUCACAAUCCAAAAGACUGGGUCAUAUAUUCCAACCUGACGCACCUCCACCGCAGCGAAUACGUCCCUGGCGUAGGCAACGGCAUCGCCAAGUGUCCGUACGACCCCAGCGACAACUCCACAGCUGUGUGGGUAGAGAGAGGCAACCCUGGGGAACUCCCCGCGCUGUACUCCGGCACCAACGCAGAGUUUACCAAGGCAGACGCUGUCAUCUUCCGGACGGACCUGCACAAUCUGACCACCGGCCGCAAGGAGUUCAGCUACAAGCGGACUCUGAAGUACGACUCCAAGUGGCUUGACAAGCCGCAGUUUGUCGGAUCAUACGACAUCGGCCAGUACGUGUUCUUCUUCUUCCGAGAGACGGCUGUGGAAUACAUCAAUUGUGGCAAGAACGUGUACUCUCGAGUGGCAAGGGUCUGCAAACGGGACACCGGUGGCAAAAACAUCCUCAACCAAAACUGGGCGACCUAUCUCAAAGCGAGGCUUAACUGCUCCAUUCCCGGCGAGUUCCCUUUUUACUUCAAUGAAAUACAGAGCAUCUACAAGGUGCCAGGAGAUGACACCAAGUUCUACGCAGUCUUCACCACCUCCACGACAGGUCUGAUGGGGUCUGCCAUCUGCUCCUUCUCUCUGGACGACAUCCACCGUGUGUUCAAGGGCAAGUUCAAGGAGCAGGCUACCAGCAGCUCAGCCUGGCUGCCAGUCCUGAGCAACAGAGUGCCUGAGCCUAGACCUGGCGAGUGUGUCAAUGAUACCGAGACUCUGCCUGACACUGUUCUCAACUUCAUCCGCUCCCAUCCGCUGAUGGACUCAGCCGUUGCACAUAAGGACGACAAGCCAGUGUUCUACAAGAGAGAUCUACUGUUCACUCAUCUGGUUGUAGACAAACUCAAGUACGACGUGUUCGGAGACCAGAUGGAGUACACGGUCUACUACGCCGGCACCAACCAAGGCAGAGUCUACAAGAUCGUCCAGUGGUACGAUGAUGAAGGAGAAGCCUCGUCAGUGUUGUUGGAUGUGUUCGAUGUGACUCCCAAUGAACCAAUCAGAGCCAUGGAGAUAUCUAGGACGCCCAAGUCGCUGAUUGUAGCGUCGGAUGAACGUAUCCGUCAGAUAGACCUGGUCAUGUGUAAUCGCAGAUAUGACAACUGUCUACGCUGUGUACACGACCCUUACUGUGGCUGGGACAAGGACAGCAAUACCUGUAGACCAUACAUGACUGGGCUGCUGCAAGAUGUUACAAACAGCACUGCUAGUGUGUGUGAGAGUUCAGUGAUCAAGAAGAAGUUGUCUGUGACGUGGGGUCAGAGUGUACAUCUCAGCUGCUUUGUCAAGAUGCCACAAGUCCUCAGCUCUCAGACUGUCACCUGGUACCACUACAGCAAGGAGAAGGGCAGAUACCAGAUCAUCUACAGAGGUGACAAGUACAUCGAGACGUGUGAGCGUGGCCUGGUGAUUGUGACAGUCAACGAGGCAGACUCCGGUCGCUACGACUGCUGGCUCGGUGGCUCUCUGUUGUGUUCCUACAACAUCACCGUUGACACUCAUCGCUGUUCCCCUCCUGGCAAGUCACACGACUAUCACAAGAUAUACUCUGACUGGUGUCACGAGUUUGAGAAGUACAAGUACGCCAUGAAGACUUGGGAGCGCAAACAGGCGCAAUGCAGUACUCGCCAGAAUGACAGCAACCAGAACACACAUCCCAACGAGAUCUACAGAAGUCCACUCGUCUAGGUUGCCAUGUGUAUUUAGGUCAUUUCAGUUUGAGCUCUAGUUUUUAUCAAAGUGUUAGUGUUUAUUGUAGACUAGGGUGCUCUAUGGUUUUUAUUCCUAGCAUUAUUUUCUUUAGGUUAGUUGUGUAUAAUAUUUUUAUACUCAUUUUUAGACUCUUUCAAUGUGACCCGAUGAGUUAAAUAUUUACAAAAACUCUGGGACACUUAUUGUAGGAUUUGUCUAGUUUUAACUCAUUAUUUAUUACUUUGCAAGACUGUAAACGUUUUAGUGUAAGUUUUAUGUAUUUGUGUAUCCCUGUGUUUGUCUGUUUUUUUAGUAACUUGAUUUUGAAUAUUUUCUUAAUUAGAUGAUUUUACAUUUUCAAACUAGGGCUCAAAUAUAAAAACACGUCAGAAAUCAGUGUUAAUUACUGUAAAAAUAAUGUAAAAAUAUCUUUUGAAGUGUAUUCAUUUUUAAUACGCCCCUUAAAGCUGAUCUUGGCAAGAUAAAUAUUUUCUUUGGGUCUGUGAUACGGUAUAAAUAACUCUGUGUAAAUUAGAUUUGUUUGGGGUUAGAUUAGCUGGAUUCUCAGUGUUUCCUUUGCAAGUUGCUUAAAAGUGUACAAAAAUUGGUCUUAAUAACAUAACGUAAUCCAAAGUCUUAAACUUAAGGAGUGUUUUAGCCUGUUAAAAACGUAAUUCAGAAACAUUUAUGUCGUAAAUAAAUUCCAUAACAAUUCAUUCAGAUUUACUGUAUAUAAAUCAAACAACUUGACUUGCAAAGCAAACGCAGAGAAGUAAAUUACUAUCGAGUUAAACGAAUAUUGUAGUCUUUUCAUGCUUUUUAUUUUUGAAGGGGAUUAGUAUUAACGAGCUUUGCUAAAAUAGUGUGCGUUUGAAACGAUCCCAGUGUACAUCACAAAGAAAUGCUCAUUUGAGUCAGUUAAUUAAAAAUUUUUUGCUGUAUAUAUCUUCAUCUAAUAAUUUCCUAUGAAUCUAGCAAGGACAAAAUAUCAUUGCUAUAGGACGUUACUGUUUCAUUUGUAUAGUUUGAAAACCAAUGAAGAUUUUAUAUAAUGUCAAAUGUCUAAAUUCUCAUACAUAAUGUUUCACCUCAGAUUAUCAAUCUGUAAAAGAAACCGAAGGUUUAGCUCUCUCCUAAUUUUCCAACGAGUAGUCUAAUACUUAACAUGUUAACUCUGGUGGUAGUUCACUUCUGUACCGUUAGGUUUUUUUCACAUCAGAAUGGUUCAGUGAAGUAGAUUAUUUUCUGAAGUAGUUAACACGCCAUUCUGGAUCCUAGAUAGUAUUUUUUUUACGUUUAAAACUCAGGUACAGAAGUAAGCAUUGUGAUUCUGAUUCUCCUAAGAUGUUCUGAUGGUGCUGGCAAUAAAAGAAUGUGCAUAUUUAUAACAAUAGAACUGAAUCUCUCUAUCUUCUUUGCUCUCUAUCUUACCCUCUAAUUGUAUCUUUUCCUGACAAAUGCUUACUCAUUGUCAUAUUUGUGUGGUGUGGAUAUUUGACACUUUGAUAGCUUUAUUUUUAUGGUUUGAACCCUCGGAAUAAUAAUAUUUUGACAAAGAUGGUAAACAAAUGAGCGAAACUAUAAAGUCGAACCAACCAAAAUACUCCAACCAUUAAAUGUUGUUUCUUAUGAUAAGUUGCUCAAACCUAAUUUCUCUGUUGCGCUGUACUAGGGCAAUAUGUGAUUGUAACCUAUUAUGUUUGAUUAUUGCCACAUACUGUUUAGGUAGCUCCUCAGUUUGAGAGAAAUAUUUUUGUAAGCAGGCUCUAUGUUGGUUGCUGCAUAGAUUGUAUCGUUUUGGAUUCGAUUCACUGCCACAAUAGAAUGGUUCCUCAAGUACAUACUCAUUUUACUUAUAUAUUAUAAUACCCGUUCAGCUACAAAUUGUCUUCGGAUAAGAAGUUUACUAGCUUGUACUGGAGUGUCGAUCGUCCGGUUUUGAUAAAGAAUAUUUUUAGUUUUAAUGAUAAUGCUUCAACUGUGCUAGGCUUUUUUAUACGGCACGGUUAAUUAGUAUUAUAUUUAAUAUUGUAUAUAUGAGUAAAAAUAAUGUGAAUUAUAAUUAAUUUUUAUGGAAAUUAA
This is a messenger RNA of Macrosteles quadrilineatus (aster leafhopper), 4572 nucleotides long. RefSeq names its product semaphorin-2A-like. Gene Ontology annotation, biological process: semaphorin-plexin signaling pathway; negative chemotaxis; axon guidance. NCBI's taxonomy places the organism in Eukaryota, Metazoa, Arthropoda, Insecta, Hemiptera, Cicadellidae. The transcript has 14 exons. The record is from RefSeq and is a predicted model, not a curated record. Gene Ontology annotation, molecular function: semaphorin receptor binding; chemorepellent activity. Bases 307 to 2487 code for a protein of 726 amino acids.